Molecule: messenger RNA, 683 nt
Organism: Diabrotica virgifera virgifera (western corn rootworm)
Lineage: Eukaryota; Metazoa; Arthropoda; Insecta; Coleoptera; Chrysomelidae
Exons: 3
Coding region: 111-494 (127 amino acids)
Source: RefSeq, a predicted model, not a curated record
UACGUACCUUGUGAGCAAAGGACAGGACAAUAUUAUUGAUCAAACAGAUAUUCAGAAAACUAGAAUAUUAUUGUCUACGUACAUAAAAAAGUAGAUACAUAUUAAAAAGCAUGUUGGAAGAAGUACAAUCAGAGGUUGAAAAAAUUAUUCCCUUCAAUGUUUGCUUUGUUGAGAAAUAUCUUCUGGGACGCUCAAACAUUAAAAUUGAAAAACCUUUAGGUUUGGCACCGAUCAUCACUGGGAAAUUUUAUACAAAUACAUCCAAACAAGAUGAGGAAAGUCAUGAAAGUAUCAAGAAAUACAUGGAAAAACUUAAUGUAAAGAGUCCAAAAGAAAAGUAUGCCAGGCCUUGCACAGAAAAUCAAAAAUAUGGAUGGUACCAUAAUGUAAAAUUCACUGAACAUUGUAAACAAAAUAAGAGACUGAAUUUCCACAAAAAUACAAAUAUAUUGAUAACAGAACAUCUAAUGAACUAUGCAAAAAUCCGGGAAUAAGAAUAUUAUUACCUGUUCGAGAUCCUUCUCUGCUAGCUCCAAUAUCUAAAUCUAUGGUUUCUACAGAUGGUUCUCCGAUUUCAUCGCCCCUUACAGUACCUAUAAUUUUUUUAUAAAUAUUCAGUUGAUAAAAUAUUAUGGGAAAAACUUACCAAUUAAGACAAAUAAACCAAUAGUUAAUAAUAAAAA